Molecule: messenger RNA, 2631 nt
Organism: Mytilus trossulus (common blue mussel)
Lineage: Eukaryota; Metazoa; Mollusca; Bivalvia; Mytilida; Mytilidae
Product: MAM and LDL-receptor class A domain-containing protein 1-like
Exons: 21
Coding region: 221-2503 (760 amino acids)
Cellular component (GO): membrane
Source: RefSeq, a predicted model, not a curated record
CUGUUUAUGUAUUAAAGUCGCCCACUACGUCAUGAGUAUAUGGUCACGAGAGCUUCAUGGAAAAUACGAGCGCACGGGUGAAUGGUUCCGGGGUAUAUAAAACCUUUCUAGAAACCUAGUGAUAGACAGGAUAGAGUUAUAUAACAUUCGACGAAAAAAAAAACCAAGAGAUUGACUGUUUGUCCAGUUGAUACUUUUCGUGUCUUUAUAAUUUUCAAAAAUGAAAAUUACAUUGUUUUGUGUGUCAGUAUUUUGGACGAUUUGUACGACUACAUCGAGAGAGAUUCCACAUCAGUACUCACGAAAUGCCAGAAUAGCAAAAGAAUUAAACGAACUGGAACAUCUAUUAAAAGAACGAGAAUAUGUCAGACAAGGAAGAUUUGGGAAACGACAUCUUGACAGACCGAGCAAGUCUUAUGCAAGGAAAAUGGAAGAAGGCAUGCAAAACCUAACACAGAGGAAAAGGUUGUUGGCAGAGAGAAAGAUGAAAGAAUGGAGGAAAUCAAAUGGAGAUCUACCUGAACCUGAGAAUAUUGACCCUGAUGACCCUGAAUCUAACCUGCUUGAAGGUAUGGAAAUUGAAAACAAUGGACAUCCUCAUCUAGGUCAAGGACUCCACCCAGAAAACAGCGCUAAGACGUAUGGUGAUUCCCAUGACUCACACAAACUUAUACCAGAACAAGAAGUACUAGCCAAGAAAUCAGGUUACUCAAGUGGCAGAAAGAGAAAUUUUGACACUUAUACCCCAUGGCUUUGGAAAGAUGGAAUUGCUCCUUAUAAUGGUACCCAGACAUGUACAUUUGAAGAUGGUGCUCCAUGUUUUUUGGUUGAAGCUACAAAUGAUGAUUUUGAUUGGACUCUUAGAAGUGGAAGCACUCCAUCUGGGGGCACUGGACCACAAUCAGCUGUAGAAGGCAGUAAAUACAAGUAUGUAGAAGUUUCUUCACCAAGAGCUAGCAACGAUAUUGCUAGGUUGGAAUCAUCAACGAACUUAAAUGCAGGUGACUAUUGUUUGACUUUUCAAUAUCACAUGUUUGGUUUGGAUACAAUGGGUGAUCUCAAAAUAUCAACUGGAGUUACAGCCCCUGAAAAUGAAGUAUUUAUAGAAUCUGGUAACCUUGGUGACCAGUGGAACAAGGGAAACGUUACAAUUUCUAAUGCUGCAGGAAUGAAGUUAUUUAUAGAAGCUAAUAAAGUAACAUCAUGGAAAGGAGAUAUAGCUAUAGAUGAUAUACAACUAAUGCCUGGAGUGUGUGCUGGGGUGAGUCCAUGCGACUACAGUCCUUGCCGAAAUGGUGGAUCCUGUUCAGAAUCAACCACAGCCAUUGGUUACACCUGUUCAUGUUUGAGUGGAUUUGUGGGACAACACUGUGCAGUUGAUGGCAAAACAGUAUCAGAAUUUACUUGUGGCUUUGAAACAGAAAAUAAUUGUGUGUUUGAAAAUGUUGAUGAUGAUGAUUUUCAGUGGACUUACUUAUCUGGAUCAACCCCUAGUGGUGGUACAGGCCCUUCUAGUGCAUAUGAAGGCACGCAGUAUGUCUACACUGAGGCCUCAUCUCCUAAUUUUCAGGGGGACACAGCUGUUUUGUCCACUGUUAAUACUUUACUUGCAGGUACAAGUAGCUAUUGCUUGAAGUUUUACCUACAUAUGUACGGUGCUCCUGGUACUAUGGAGGUCAAGUUUGGUAACCGUGGUUCUUCUUCUUCUUCUGUGUGGUCCAAGUCUGCUGACCAGGGAAAUCAAUGGGUCUUCCAUCAAGUGGAAUUACCUCCCAGUUUUGCAGAUCCAGUGAUUUUCUUUGAGGCAACCAGAGGGUCAUCAUAUAAAGGGGAUGUAGCCCUUGAUUCAGUUAAACUUAGUUUGGGACAAUGUGCCUGUGCUACAAACCCUUGUAACAAUGGUGGUAGCUGUAAUGAGGAUGGCAGUUCUGCUGGUUAUUAUUGUAAUUGUAUGACAGGCUGGUCAGGAGAUAACUGUGAUGUUCAAGAUUCCUACAGCUGUGGAUUCGAGACAGCUGGUGCAACAUGUAUUUUCCAGAAUGCAGAUUUUGAUAAUUUUGAUUGGACACGACAUACUAAAUCCACUCCAAGUCCUUUUACAGGACCAAGCGGUGCAGCCACAGGCGAUUACUACAUGUACAUAGAAACCUCCGCUCCAAGAGUUCAUGGAGACGCAGCUGUUCUCACAACUCACGAUACUAUCUUACAUGCUGGUAGUUGGUGUCUCACCUUCCAGUAUCAUAUGUAUGGAUUUGACAUUGGAUCAUUGAUAGUAUUAACUGAGGAUUCAUUGGCUGGUCUGAUGCUCAUCUGGAUAAAAUCAGGAAUGCAAUCUCAUCCAACCCUAUGGAAAACUGCUACUAUGGAUAUACCACAGCUAAGUGAUCCUGUUAUCAUAAUAAUUGGAAUCAGAGGUGGUAGGAAUAGGGACGACAAUUUGGGGGACAUUGCUAUUGAUGAUAUCGCCCUAAAUGCUGGAACAUGUGCUAGUGCUGGAAAGUAAACAGAAACAGAUUAACUCUACAAUCAUGACUAGGAUGGUGUGAUAUUUACACUUAUAAUGUUCAUGUGAUAUUAACAGUUACUUGUACAUUAAUGUGUCAGCAAUUUUUGAAUAUAAUAAAAUAUGUU